This is a messenger RNA of Penicillium odoratum, 1296 nucleotides long. RefSeq lists its product as uncharacterized. NCBI's taxonomy places the organism in Eukaryota, Fungi, Ascomycota, Eurotiomycetes, Eurotiales, Aspergillaceae. The record is from RefSeq and is a predicted model, not a curated record. The transcript has 3 exons. Bases 1 to 1296 code for a protein of 431 amino acids.
AUGCCUUUUCUGGAUAAAUGGCCCCAAUGGCCUGAUUUCGUGGAGUCUGAUGUGCCAGCCGAGGCAGAGGAACGAAUUCGAGGGUAUAAAAAACAGAUUCUCGCUGAGUAUGGCGAGAAAAACCUCCGAAAGGCGUGGGUAAAAACCUGUGAACGACUCGAGGAAGUAACAAGAGAGAUUCUUGCCCAAGGAUCGUCCAUUAUUCCAGUCCUUGAUUUUGAAGAAUUAAAAUCCCUUGGGGAACAGAAAAAGCAACGGAUGAAAGAGUUGGGAUGUUUCGUGAUCAGAGAAGUGAUUCCCAAAGACGAAAUCACCUCUCUUUUCAAAGAUCUGAAGGAUUAUAUUGCUGUAAACAAAGAAUCCAUAUCCGCGUGGCCUGAAGCAAACCCAGCCGUUUAUCGGCUCUCUUGGACACCAACACAGCAGGCUAUUCGUGGCCAUCCGCGUCAUCUUCAAGUCCAGAAAUAUUUGAACGGAUGCUGGCAUGAUGAGAUGCAUGCGACCUCACCAGAGCCUCUGACAUAUGCAGACUCACUCAGGAUUCGGCCACCAGGGCAAGAAUUCUAUGGUCUCGGUCCUCAUAUUGAUGCUGGUAGCCUCUGUCGGUGGGCUGACCCAUCCUACCGCAAAGUCUACCAGAAGAUAUUCUCUGGCUAUCCCGAGGACCAUGACUGUUAUGACCUUGGCAUCAGAAAAGACGCCAACCAAGCUGCCUUCAAAGGCAGCGCGCAUUCGACCGUCUUCCGUGCAUUCCAGGGUUGGACAGCUAUGACAGGCGCAAAACCACGCGAGGGAAGUCUACUGUUGUACCCGUAUGUUGGUGUAGCCAUGUCUUAUCUACUACUCCGGCCUUUCUUCACUCCUCCGACUGAAGGGGACAUUAUGGAUGCCUCCAGAUGGACUUUCAGUGCGGAUAAUGGGUGGUUCCCCGGUACCGACCAGAAGACCAGCCAAUAUCUUGGCCGAGAGUCACACCCUCAUCUGCGACUAGAGGAAUGCCUUGUUUACAUUCCAGAUAUGGAGCCUGGUGAUACAAUUUGGUGGCAUUGUGAUAUGAUCCACGCUGUUGAAAUUGAACAUUCCGGAUUGCAUGACGCCAGUGUUGUCUACAUUGCGGCUACACCAACCACGGAAACGAAUAUCCAAUACAUCAAGUCACAGCUGGAAGACUUUUUGAAGGGAAACCCCCCUGAAGAUUUUCCCGACGGAACGGAUGAAUCAAAACUUGUAGGAUACCUCGGAGAAAAAGGCCUUUUAAGCGACGAGGCACGCAAAGCAAUGGGUUAUGGGCUAUGA